This is a messenger RNA of Oryza sativa Japonica Group (Japanese rice), 642 nucleotides long. The record is from RefSeq and is a predicted model, not a curated record. NCBI's taxonomy places the organism in Eukaryota, Viridiplantae, Streptophyta, Magnoliopsida, Poales, Poaceae.
AUGGCACGCGCUCCCGCGCUCGCCGGCGUCGUCCUCCUCCUCGCCGUCCUCCUCGCGAUGGCGUGCGCCGUGCACGCGGCGUCGUCCCAGCCCCCUUCCCCGGCCGCCUCUCCCGAGUCGUCCGAGGCCGAGUCACCGGAGUCUGAAGAGUCCGAGUGGGCUGCGGAGGGCCCGGGGAUGCUGUCUGAAGCCUCCGAGGAGCUUGGCUUGGGGGCCGGGCCGCUCAAGACGAUGGGCAUGGACAUGGACAUGCUCGACGACGACGACGACGGUGCUGCUCCGUCCAAGAGCCCGGCUGCCACGGCACCUGCAGGCGCAGCCGCCGCGCCGGCGGAGGAGGGAGACGAAGAGGAAGACGCGAGCACCGCGUCGCCGGCGUCUGCGCCCGGCGCGAGCGAGGAGGCGGAGGGGGAGGAGGAGGCCCCGGCGGGCGCCCCCGACGCCGAGGCGGAGGAGGCGGCCGCCACCGCCGCCGACGUCUCCCCGGCCGCGGUCACCGUCUCCGAGGGCCCCGCGGAAGGUCCCGGCCCCUCGGCCGCCGACGAGGAGGAGGACGAGAGCGGCGCGAGCGCCACGACGCAGCGUGGCAGCCUCGCCGCCACCGCCGUGCUCCUCGUCGGCGCCGCCGUCUUUGCCCUGUAA